GGAGGAAAGAGCAAGGGGAAACAUGUGAGCGCUCUGAGGAUCUAGUGAGAGACAAUUUUGUGCUUACUUUUUUGACCCAAUGCACUGUGCUGAAACGGAUUUUAAAUCAGAAGGAAGGACACAAGUGAAGCUUACUGCAAUUCUCAGAGUUUGCUUAUUCUUUGCUUUGUUUUCUUUACGAGAGAAAAAUGUGUAUUUCUGGGGUAUGCCAGCAUAACCAGCACUACCAUUAAUUUAUUUAAAAUAACAUUUUUUUCUCUAGCAAAUAUUUAAUUCUGAUUACUUUAUGCGUAUACCUUUAUUAAACUAAAUUAUUAUAAUCGUUUACCUGUGAGACAGCAUAUAUAAAUAUAGAGAAUAUAGUAUUUUGUAGGUUUGCACCGUUGCUUUCAACAGUGAUUUCUCUCAUAUAUUUUGGUUCCAACGUUUUUUCAAUAUGAGGCAUUUGAAAUUUGUACUCGUGUUGGCUAUUGCAGUCAACGUUUGGGAAUGUGGGGAUUCCAAAUUUGGCGAGAAGGGGGAAAUAAGCCCGAGGAGAAGGAGAUGUUACGACGGGAGCAUGCCCAAGCGACUGAAGAAGAGGGAAAGAAAACUGUCAGUGGACAGCGAUGCAAGCAGCGGGGAAGUUUGUCACAGGUUGUACCCUCGUGUGUCAUGCUGCCCAACCAGGCGUGCUGCUUAUCAGAUAGUCCACCGGCGUGAUGCCAGGAUCUUCUCCACCAAUAACACGGAGUGCAGCCGUCUCCUGGAGGAGAUCAAGUGUGCACACUGUUCGCCCAACGCCCAAGUGCUGUUCCACUCCCCCGAGUCGGACAAGGUCCCCCUCAGGGAGCCCCACCUGCCACGCCUCUGCCAGGACUACUGCCGUGAGUUCUACUAUACCUGCCGCGGACACAUACCAGAGCUGUUCCAAGCCGAUGUGGAUGAGUUCUGUCAAUACUACGGACGGCGGGACGGAGGCCUGUGCUUCCCAGAUUUCCACCGAAAGCAAACACGGGGACAGGACUCCAACUACUUGGGAGAUGAGAAAGUCGAAGACAUCAACAGGAAGCACAAGCACAACUGCUACUGUGCCCAGGUGGUGCUGAGUGGGCUGAGGCAGCCAGUAGCCGUGGUGCACUGUGGGGACGGAUCCCACCGCCUCUUUGUCCUGGAGAAGGAGGGCUUCGUCCGGGUGCUGACCCAUAACAUGGAGCUGCUGAAAGAGCCUUUCCUGGACAUCCACAAGCUGGUGCAGACUGGACUCAAGGCAGGAGAUGAAAGGGGUCUGCUAGGUCUCACAUUCCACCCCAAUUACAAGAAGAACGGCAAGCUGUACGUCUCCUACACCACCAACCAGGAGCGCUGGGCCAUCGGACCGCACGACCACAUUCUGCGUGUGGUCGAGUACACCGUCUCCAGGAAAAACCCCAACAUGGUGGACAGUAGGACCACGCGGAUGCUGAUAGAAGUGGCAGAGCUGCACAGGAAGCACCUGGGAGGACAGCUGCUGUUUGGCCCUGACGGCCUGCUGCACAUCGUCCUGGGAGACGGCAUGAUCACCCUGGACGACAUGGAGGAGAUGGACGGCCUCAGUGAUUUCACAGGGUCUGUGUUGAGGGUGGACGUGGACACAGACUGCUGCACGGCUCCCUACUCCAUACCCAGGAACAACCCCUACUUCAACAGCACCAACCAGCCACCAGAAAUAUUUGCCCACGGACUGCAUGACCCAGGCAGGUGUGCCGUGGACCACCAUCAUACGGAUAACAACGGGAGUCUCUUGAUCCUGUGCACGGACGCCAGUGGUAGGAACGCGUCUGCAGGGAGAAUACUGGCGAUCACUAAGGGGAAAGACUACGAGAACGAGGCGUCCAUCUUUGACCUGGCGACCAGUGGAGGAGCAGCACCUGUGGGAGGGUUCAUCUACAGAGGCUGUCAGUCCAGAAGGCUCUACGGGAGCUAUGUGUUCGGAGACAAGAACGGGAACCUACGGAUCCUCCAGAAGGGCUCAGCGGCGGCAGGGGACCAGUGGCAGGAGAAAGCUCUGUGUCUGGGGACCAGCAGCUCCUGUGGCUCCGCUCUGGUGGGACAUAUCCUGGGCUUCGGAGAGGACCAACUAGGUGAAGUGUACAUCCUGGCCACCAGUAAAAGCAUGGCUCAGUCACACAGUGGGAAGCUCUACAAGCUAGUGGACCCUAAAAGGCCCGCUGUCCCUAAGGAGUGUCAGAGACAGGUGGAGGCCCCGGAGCUGCUGGGAACGGCCUGCUCACGGCAGUGUAAGAACGGACACUGCACCCCCACCGGGAAGUGUUGCUGCAGCACCGGCUGGGAGGGACCCUUCUGCAGAGUGGCUAAAUGUGAGCCGGCCUGCCGUAACGGAGGCGUGUGUGUUGAGCCCCACAGCUGCCUUUGUAAGAGCGGCUACUCGGGCGCCCAGUGUGAGAAGGGCGAGCGGGGCAUGCCUAGCGACCAGGAGAAGGACGGCAUCCUGGACCACAUCAUAGACAUGACCUCGUACCUGCUGAACCUCACUAGCUACAUGGUAUAGGGGCAUGGGGAGGGGGUCCACUCCCACCGCAACCCCUCCCGGGCCCCCUCACUCAACCACCGGAGAAGCCCAAGCAGAGCCUCCCUCCUCCCUGAUUCACCCCUGAGACACCCCCCCCCGUCUGAACGUACCCUGUCCCCGUCAACACCCAGACUCUGGUCAUCUUCAGGCAUCCGGGCCAAGCAUCCCUCCAGAGACCAUCACACAGACAGACACAGCAACGUGAUGGUUAAAUGCAUGGCAAUCGUCGUCUAUGGUCUAAUGGUUGGACCUCCACCGUAGCUACAUAAGCUUUUUAUACUCUUCUUCACCAGGGGAAAGUUCUUCUCCUCUCUCUCCCACUCUGGAACCCCCAUGCAGAUGACUUGAUAUUAGCACUGCACCCCUGCUGAGAACAGAGGGAGACCCCCUCGCGUUCUCUCCACACAACAACAAAAAAACAGCGGCCAUUUUGACUGAAGCCUUACAGAGAGCGAAGGGGAGUCGGCUGAGCUGAAACACAGCGAGGCGGGCGGAGGCGUGGUGACUUAAGUUAUCCCCCAGGACUGGAGAGUGGACAGCCCAAUACUGGGGGUUGGCUUUGGGUCUGCCUUCACCAACACAACACAGUCUAUAUACAGCCUUUAAAUGAACAUGCCAAUCUCUUCAGCAUCAGCAAUGCAAUAAUACUGACACUGACUGAAGAGUUUCUGAUAAUCUUACUGUGCCGUGUAUAGAGCCCCAUACAGAGUCCUGUACUAUCUUGUCUAAAGGCACUAAUAUGAAUGACCAAUAGACCAAUGUCACAGUAAUAAUAAUGAUUAUUGUUAUUUUGACCCACUGUUUUCUCUGGGUGAUGUUUUGUCUUCAUAGAAAAACUUCAUGAUACAGCGGUAUAGAUUUGUUGUUCAUCGCUCACUUGACAUGCUGCCAAUGUACAGAAUGGAUCCAUAGCUGAAGAAUGAGUGUCUUUGGACUCAACAGGUAUCGAUAGAGUUUAUAUGGAUGUGUCCCAAAUGGCACCCUAUUCCACGUAGAGUGCACUACUUUUGACCAGAGCCCUAUGGGCCCACGUCAAAAAUAGUGAGCUACAUACGGAACAAGGGUGCCAUUAGGGACAGAGUCUAUGACAUUGUUAGGAUAGAGCUCAUAGCUUUGCACUCCCAAUGUCAACGCCAGUUUGAUACAUUUGAAAUGGAGUCAUCAACUCCACGCACUGUAAUGUAAUGUUUUUUGUGUUUCACAAUCAAGGGCAGGCGAUUAUGUUGGGACUAUAGUACGGUGUCAUACAGCAGUGACGUUGUCACACACUAACACAGUGGUACGCAGCAGCUCAAAUCUCUCACACUGAACACACACACACACACACACACUAACACAGUGGCACGCAGCAGGUCAAAUCUCACUCUUAAUCUCUCACACUGAACACACACACACACACUAACACAGUGGCACACAGCAGGUCAAAUCUCACUCUUAAUCUCUCACACUGAACACACACACACUAACACAGUGGCACGCAGCAGGUCAAAUCUCACUCUUAAUCUCUCACACUGAACACACACACACACACACACACACACACACACACACACACACACACACACUAACACAGUGGCACGCAGCAGGUCAAAUCUCACUCUUAAUCUCUCACACUGAACACACACACACACACUAACACAGUGGCACACAGCAGGUCAAAUCUCACUCUUAAUCUCUCACACUGAACACACACACACUAACACAGUGGCACGCAGCAGGUCAAAUCUCACUCUUAAUCUCUCACACUGAACACACACACACACACACACACACACACACACACACACACACACACUAACACAGUGGCACGCAGCAGGUCAAAUCUCACUCUUAAUCUCUCACACUGAACACACACACACACUAACACAGUGGCACGCAGCAGGUCAAAUCUCACUCUUAAUCUCUCACACUGAACACACACACACUAACACAGUGGCACGCAGCAGGUCAAAUCUCACUCUUAAUCUCUCACACUGAACACACACACACACUCGCUACACAACUUCAGUGGUCGUUCUACAGGGACAGAAGCUGAUGUAUAUUUCAUACAUAAAGAGCUGAACUAAGUAGUACUUAGCCUUGCUAAAUAAUAUAGCGUGACUAUUGUUUCGAUAGAGGAGGGUUUAUUUUUUUAACUGUGAUAAUGUAAGGGAGAGGACGGUGUUUGUAGAAAGUGGUUUUGCAUUAAGCCUAAAAAAAACAUGUUUAUUUUUUAUUUUUUUGUCUUAUUUUUGCUAACAGACAAACACAAUGUAUGCAGUGUUUUUCCACGGAAUGAAAACACACAGCGACACGUGCAGUACAGAUCAGCACCGUGUGUUAAAGGCCACGCGUGUCUACACCUGAAUGGGACAGUUUGUAACCGACCACUGAGACACAACACAAGGCUCUCUAUGUUUCCUUCCCGUAGUACGCCUCUGUCUGUGGCGCUCAACUGCAGCAUAACGGUCUGUGUUUGGUCUUUGUUUUAGGCCACCAACUUAUUGGAGCCUGUUCCCAGUCGGAUGAGAAGAGUUCCUCCAGGUAGAUCAGAUGAAAGGUGGUUUCACAUCAGACACUCUACUCUACAUACUGUGAGACGUUCAGAUAAGACAUAUGGAAUGAUAAAAUGUGUCAAGUAUGAACCCAGACUUCUUUCAUCUACUUUGUGGUGAACUGUGAUCCCUUAACAAAUGAACAGCAUAAAGAAGACGUUGCUCAUCUCAAAGACAGGGAUCUAAACCGUCUUCGGCGAGCCAAACGACAAUUAAAAAAAGACUCGAAUUAUGUUGGAGCCCAUCGAUGUGUUGACUUUCUUCAGAAGACUGUAUAAAACACAUCACGUAACGCCACUAAUCUACAGGUUGAUCAGGAUUGGUUCAUUUGAUUUAGUGCCAUUGCAAAUUCCUUGAUACCGUAUUAAUCUUGAGUCUCCUGACAGUAGUUCAGCAAAGAUCAAAGCAACCUCUUAUAUCUUGUGCCAAUGUUGUCUUUUUUAAGUGCCUGCCCCCCACACAAUUGGAAUGUCUUUAUUUCUAUGAUCAUAUAUUGUUUUGAGUUCCCGUUCUAAGCAUGGUUAGAAGUGUUCAGGGUUUUCCAAUUCCUCUCACUCUCUCUCUCUCUCUCUCUCUCCUCUGUAUCUCCAAUGACAGCAGUUGUUGAUCCUCUGUCUCGCCAGUGUUCUCUCUGGUCUAUAAUGCGUCAUAUGGAACUCAUGCUGUAAAGUCGAUACUAUAAUUUUAGCACUUAAUGUGAAACUUGCAUUUUAGCUGCUGAGACGGCGUGGUGUGAAUAAAAUAGAGUAACCGUUUUCAUUAUUUAAGUAGUUACGCAAAGUUAUUUAAGUUCUCUACAAUUGUUUUUGCCGCUGUAUGUGAGGAUUUUGAUUUUGAUCAUGUGUUGUAAAUAAAACCUAGGGCUAUCUUUGUUUCUUUUCAGAAAUAUCUAUAUGUCUAUUAAAGUUUAUAGCAUGUCUGAAAA
Messenger RNA from Oncorhynchus kisutch (coho salmon), 6010 nucleotides. Its product is annotated as hedgehog-interacting protein. The record is from RefSeq and is a predicted model, not a curated record. The transcript is spliced from 13 exons. Bases 437 to 2530 code for a protein of 697 amino acids. Lineage: Eukaryota; Metazoa; Chordata; Actinopteri; Salmoniformes; Salmonidae.